GACUCAGCGAUUCCUCACACUCUCCUCUUUCCUUUGCUGCAACUCUCCCGCUGAUGCAACAUUGCCUUUAUCUUCGUAUUUCCCCGCCUCAACCAAUCUCUAUGGGAUUGGCCCCAGGUCCAUUCUGGCUUUGCUACAAUAUCUCCGGCCACCGAUUCGUUGGCCCGACCGUUUUCCAAGAGUUCUUCCCUAUGAUGGUUUAAGCACUUCCAGGCUUCACGGACAAGCUUUUGGCUGAUACCGCCACAAGCCCCAUGGCCUUGUUCAAGAGAUGAUUCUACCUACCUUCGUCCAAGUUGCGAACCCAGUCAACUAUGGGGAGCCAUCUCCUCAAUAAUGGCGAAACCAGGCCUCUUCUUGGUGAGUCUUCUCACCGGCGAUCAUCCUCUGACUCGGACAAGGACAUUGAGGACAGGAAGGACCCGGCGGCUCUGAUCGCUACCGCCUCUAUUGACGACAUCAACGCCGAGGCAAGAGUAGCUGCCGACGAAGAGCAUGGACAUACCUUCUUUGAAGCCGCCCGGCUAUACCCUACCGCUAUCGGUUGGUCGUUGUUCUUCUCUCUCGGUGUCAUCAUGUGCGCCUUUGACCCACAGCUUCUCGGUCAGCUCUAUGCCACGCCUGCGUUUCAACGUGACUUUGGCUACUUAUACGACGGUGGCUACAUCAUUUCAGCGCCAUGGCAGACCGGCCUAUCAAUGGGUUCGCCUAUUGGACAGGUUGUUGGAGCCCUCUUUGCUGCAUAUCCCAUGGAAUGGUAUGGCCGCAAAAAGACCUUUGGUGCAUGUGUCAUUUUGACUUCAGCUUUCAUUUUCAUUCAAUUCUUCGCGCGCUCCCUCCCAGUGCUUCUUGUCGGAGAACUAUUAGGUGGCCUGGUCCUCGGCUGUUACGCCGUCAUUGCCCCUGCCUAUGCGAGCGAAGUGUGCCCGCUUGCCCUGCGAGGCGUACUCACCAGCUGCACCAACAUCUGCUUUGUUACGGGCCAAUUAUUGGCGAAUGGAGUGAACGCAGGUACUCACGUCCUAGAUAGCCACUGGGCUUAUAGCUUGCCAUUUGCCGUCCAGUGGGUCUGGCCAGCAAUCAUCCUCGCCAUCUUGCCGUGGGCACCCGAAAGUCCCUGGUGGUUGCAACGCAAAGGCCGAUUUGAGGAUGCAGAAAAGUCCCUCCGCCGUUUGGCAUCCUCCAAGGUCGACAUCAAACCAACAUUGGCAAUGAUCAUCGAGACAGAUCGCCUCGAACAAACCAUGGAGGCCGGUUCAACAUACGCCGACUGCUUCAAGAAGAUCAACAUCCGUCGAACGGAGAUUGCCGUCGGCGUAUACUCGAUCCAAGUGCUCUCUGGGAUCUAUCUCGUUGGCUACGCAACCUAUUUCUUUCAGCUCGCAGGCCUUCCUACAGACCAAGCAUUCAACAUGGGGGUCGGGUUCCUAGCCGUUGGGUUCGUAGGAACCUGCCUCAGUUGGGUGCUGUUGGUCCAUUUUGGUCGAAGACGAAUCUAUAACGUUGGGCUAGCAACUCUUGCCCUACUGCAAUUCAUUAUCGCAAUCAUAGAUUGCGCACCAAACUACGACAAUCGGCCAUCCUUGACCUGGGCUCAGAGCGUGUUGAUGCUAGUCUGGAACUUUGUGUAUGACUGGUCUAUUGGCCCUGUUUGCUUUGUCCUGCUCUGCGAGGUGUCGGCAACUAGAGUCCGGGGAAAGACCAUUGCUUUAGCCACUGCGGUGCAAGCGACGAUUGGUAUUGCAAUGACGGUUGCGAUCCCAUACCUGAUCAACCCCGACCAAGCAAAUCUUCGUGGCAAAUUGGGAUUCUUCUUUGGUGGCUUGGCUGCGCUGUGUCUCACCUGGGCUUGGUUCAGGAUUCCAGAACUGUAAGCACAAGACUCAGCUGAUGCUGCUUCCAACUAACAAUAAACCUCAGAAAAGGUAGAACUUAUCAGGAAGUUGACAUCAUGUUCGAGCGCGGACUCAAGACGAGAGAGUUCAAGAACUACCAGUUCACCAGAUAACGAAGUUGUGAAGAUAUGUGGCACUAUCUCAGAGCAUGUAUCCAGCGUCUGAUCUGUCUCUAUUCAUUGGCCAGACAUCAUAAUGCCGACAGCUGCAGUAUUCCCCGAGGACAGACUCCAGAAUGGGGAUUUUCCUACAAUCUCGAUUGAAGUCUACUCCUCCCGCAUGAUAAGCCCACUUUAAUAGACAACCGACCGCCGGCAUGAAGUAGAUUGUACGGAUAUGACCGCAAUCAACUUCUCUAGAUGCAUGAACAAAUGCAUGCCCAUGGUCGCCUUUGGAUAACGUUACCAUAAAGCUAUACCAAGACCUCUUCCGUAUCUACCCCUCAUCUCAGCA
Molecule: messenger RNA, 2348 nt
Organism: Exophiala mesophila
Lineage: Eukaryota; Fungi; Ascomycota; Eurotiomycetes; Chaetothyriales; Herpotrichiellaceae
Exons: 8
Coding region: 315-1874 (519 amino acids)
Biological process (GO): carbohydrate transport; transmembrane transport
Cellular component (GO): membrane
Molecular function (GO): carbohydrate:proton symporter activity
Source: RefSeq, a predicted model, not a curated record